Molecule: messenger RNA, 1153 nt
Organism: Morone saxatilis (striped sea-bass)
Lineage: Eukaryota; Metazoa; Chordata; Actinopteri; Moronidae
Gene: pmf1
Product: polyamine-modulated factor 1
Exons: 5
Coding region: 383-1036 (217 amino acids)
Biological process (GO): chromosome segregation
Cellular component (GO): MIS12/MIND type complex
Source: RefSeq, a predicted model, not a curated record
CAGGAGUUGCCGUCCUCCCGCUGGGUCGCCAGGUACUCGCACAGACCGGGAGCCUUUCGGACCAACAAGAAGGCGAUGGUCAUGAAAAACGAGGCGAUAUAAUACGGCUUCAGCAGCCAUUUGUAAAUCUGAGGUAAGUGGUACAAGAAAGUACAGAGUCCUGUGAUUAAACCCAUGCUGGCGGACCCGACAGUCACCCUCUGUGAGUUUGAGGAGGAAUGACAGCUGAAGUAUCUGACUGUGGUCCAAGCGGCGACUUGGUCGAGCCGCGCAUGCGCCACAUAAAACUUACGUCGUCGUUCCUGGGCGCAGCGGCUCGCCGUAGAUUUGGCGGGUGUUGUGAAAAAAACAAAACAUAAACAGAGGAAGCUGGGGGAGAAAAAUGGAGCAGAGCGAAGAAGUAACAGAAAAGAAGACUUUAAAGAAAUGUGUCUCCGGUGAAGAGCAGACUAAUGAGGCUGGAGCCGCUGGUAAACCGACCGAGGAGACGGAAGCUCGGUAUAACCGGCUCAAGUUGUUCGACAAAGUGAUGCAGAAGAGCCUGGAAAAGUUCAUCGACCAUGCCAGUUUUAACAGAUUCGCCAGCACGUUUCGCCCUCUGUACAAGAAGAACCCCCAGAGGAUGGAGAGCAUUCACAAGCAGUUCAUCGAGGAGUUGCGGAGGACUAUACAGGAGGACAUCAGCAGAUUGAUGGAAGAAGGCCGGUUAGAUUUCAAACUGAAUGAGUUGGACAAAAUGGAGAGUGCUGCCAAGAACAAUCAAAACCCUGCGUGGAGGCCGAGUGGGGUUCCUGAGCAGGACUUUUGCAGCUUUCUGAUGCCAUACUAUCAAAAGCAAGAGGCCUACAUGCAACUAGAGCUGAAAAAGAUUCGGGCAGAGAAUGCCGCCCUGGCGCAGAAGGUUCAGGCUGGUAGAGACAGCGUUACUCAGACUGAAAACCGUAUUUCUACAGCUGUUGAUGAGUGGAAGGCCUCAGUCACAGAGUUUGAAAGGCUGCCAUCUUCUCUCUGCCCCACUGAUGUCUUCGAUGUGUGAUCUUCAAGUUGAUACAUCAACUAACUUAAAUGUACAUAUUGAUUUUGUUCUCUAUGUCUGUUUGUCUAAAUAAAUAAAUAAACUUAAAAUCUUUGAAAUAAAAAAAUGUUUGGAGAC